AUGCUUAAAUAUAAUCAAUUUGAGAUUAUAGCACUGCUUAUUUUAGAAAAUUAAAAAGAGAAAGUGAAUGAUAGCAAUUCUCCUUAAGAAAAAAUUAAUUAUGGUAUUUCAUAAAAUAUUUAUGAUAAAUAUCAUCAAGAAAAAUAUUUAAAAUUAGGGAUGAAAGAUGGCGAUAUAAAAAAGGCUAAAUAUGUAGAGGAAUUAUCAAUAGAUGAAAUCAUUAAUUUUUAUUAUUAAUUGUACAUCAAAAAUCAUGUUGAAAAAAUAGAAGAUCCAAAUACAGCCUAUUUGUAUUUUGAUACAUUAGUGAAUUUAGGAACUAAAAACUCAACCCUUUUUCUAUAGAAAGUUUGCAAGACAAAAAAAGAUGGAGUUAUUGGGAGGAAAAUAAUUUAAAUGGUGAACAGCAUGAAUUAAAAAGAUCUACAAAAUGAACUUAUUUAAGAAAGAAUUCAAUUUUUAAAGGAUGCUAUAAAUAAAAAUCCUUAAAAGUAAAGAUAUUAUGAAAAUUGGAUUUCAAAUCUGGAUUAAUUAAAGGAAUAGAUUGACAAAGGACUAAUACCUGAAAACGAAUAAGAAUAAUCUGAAGGCUAAUCAGAAUUAUAAAAAAAUGUGUUGUAAUACAGAGAAGAAAUAGAAUUCGAAAAAAAGAUUAGAGGAAUUAAUUUCCGUUCAAUGAAAUUCCUAAUAGAUGUUUAAGAAGAUAUACAUUUGACCGAUUUAGCGACAGCAUUAUUAGUUUUAAGUGAUCCAAAUUUAUCAAAGGAAGAAAAGAUAAUCAAAUUUAAUUUAGUUCCUGUUCUUUCUCUAAACAAAGAGGCUGUGUCUUAAUAAGAAAAACUUUAUUGGCCUGAUGAAUUUGUAAAGAGAAAUCUAAUCUAAGAUACUGAAUUUGCAAGAGUGAUGUUUGAAAGUAGUCAUUUAUUGCAAUAAAUAAGUUUGGGAAUUUCUGCAGAUGGCAAAACUCCUUUUAAAUAUCCAAAAGAAUUAGAAUUAUGCGGAUUGAAAUCAUAUUACAAUUUUGGUAAAAUGAAUGGGUCUUAGAAUCUAUAUAAAUUUAUGCUAUAUCCAUAUAAAUGUGUUUAUANAAAUUAUAAAUAAUAUCAAUUUCAACAUAAUUUAGAAUAUAUUUUGUUGUCAAUUUGUAAAAUUUUAUAAGGUAAUUUUUAAUUGUAUUUUUGA
This is a messenger RNA of Paramecium primaurelia, 1182 nucleotides long. NCBI's taxonomy places the organism in Eukaryota, Ciliophora, Oligohymenophorea, Peniculida, Parameciidae. The record is from the annotation of a GenBank genome assembly.